AUGGGUUGGCCUUUUCACUUUCUGGAUCUCACCCCCGAUGAGAAGAGCCAUCGUCGGGAGCUCCUCGCCCAAUAUGCCUUCUUGUCGCAAAUAUCGGUAUUGAUCCCGAUCAUUGGCUAUGGAAUCUAUCGGCUGUGUGCAUGGCUCUUUGCAAGGAAAGGGGCAUUCAAUGUCGCGUACUCGGCACUGAGGCAGUUGCCAGGCAGCACCGAAUCAUCCCGAGAGUCCAAGGGGGUGUCAUCCGGGGUGCUUGCCAGUCGAUGGAGGUCAUUGCAGUGGUGGUUGAAUGGAGAAGUAGCUCCAAACUGGGGAUUGAGAGGUCGCUGGAUCGCUGCGAUCGUCUGGACUCUUUGGCUGCUGGUUCUCUGUUUUCUUCAGACUGGCCACGACUACCUACAUGUCACGAAACGCUUUGGCAGUGUUGCCGCAGCCCAGAUGCCUCUUCUAUUUCUCCUUUCCAUGCGCACUCGCUUUUCUCCGCUUGCUAUAAUCUUUGGCGCCUCGCACGAGCAGAUUGUUCAUUGGCAUCAACUUUGUGGCCGAAUCAUUAUGAUCCUCCUGGUCCUCCACGGAAUCUGGUAUAUCAACUACUUUGUUCAAAAUGGGAUUCUCGCGGAUCGUCUACAGCAUCGGCACUCCAUCACGGGACUAAUAUCACUAUUUUUGAUGGCAAUAACCGCAGGCACAAGCCUCGAAAGGGUUCGCCGAUGGAGUUACCGCGUGUUUAUCUACUGCCAUAUCACUAUUGGGUUGGCGAUUUGGCCGAUACUUCUUCUCCAUGCGAAGCCACUCCGGCUUUACGCAGCAGAAGCACUGGCACUGUUCAUUAUUGAUCGAGUGCUCCGAUACCUGGACACAGUCAUUGAACCGGCUACCCUUGAGCAAGUUCCUCAGACAGAGCUGCUGAGGCUCUGGUUCCCCUUGACCUCGGCCAAGCUGGCGCGAUUUCAGGCAAAACCAGGUCAGCACGUCUACUUGUCCAUUCCCUCCAAACUCACCUGCGCUGGUAGCAAAGGCCUGCUUUCCAAUCCCUUCACGGUGUCGGAGGUCACUGCCAGCGAAAUAGCGCUUGUUCUUCGAGCACGAAGUGGUCCUACUACGCAAACACUACGGACUCACGCCGGUCGCUUCAAGACCAACCCUUUGAUCUGUAUAGAGGGCCCUUACGGGGGGUAUUUACCGGUCGCAGAGCUUGCUUCUGGUGCCGACCGUAUCCUCCUCGUGGCAGGAGGUAUCGGAGCGACAUUUAUCCUACCAAUCUAUUGGGCUUUGCAGGAGCAACUGGAGCUGGAGGCUGGGGGUUCGGACCGACUCAAUCUCGUCUGGGCUCUUAGGUCAGCCGCAGAGGCUGACUGGGCUACGGAUUCCGAGAAACAGACAUUCAACCAGAACUCAAAUGUUCAUAUUCACUUGACCCGAAAUCGCUUCACGGGGAAUACCCCGGACAUCGCAGCUCAGGAUGAAGGCACGGAGAUGGACGAAUUACGAGAAUCUGACGACACUAUCGGUGGAGUUAAACCGCUGGCUGGGCGACCUGACCUGAAGUAUAUUGUCGAUGAUACAUUCAGCUAUCAUGCUGAUGAGCGCGUCGCGGUGAUCUUCUGCGGCCCCCGAGGUAUGGGACGCGAGUUAAGGGGUCAUGUCGGCAAAUGGGUUACCAAGGGCCGAGAGGUAACCUGGCAUGAAGAGAGUUUUGGAUGGUAG
Messenger RNA from Penicillium cataractarum, 1704 nucleotides. Its product is annotated as putative metalloreductase Fre8. The transcript has 2 exons. The coding region runs from base 1 to 1704 and encodes 567 amino acids. Gene Ontology annotation, biological process: iron ion transport; copper ion import; intracellular iron ion homeostasis. The record is from RefSeq and is a predicted model, not a curated record. NCBI's taxonomy places the organism in Eukaryota, Fungi, Ascomycota, Eurotiomycetes, Eurotiales, Aspergillaceae. Gene Ontology annotation, molecular function: ferric-chelate reductase activity. Gene Ontology annotation, cellular component: plasma membrane.